Anopheles marshallii is the source of this 564-nucleotide messenger RNA. RefSeq names its product COP9 signalosome complex subunit 8 (gene CSN8). Gene Ontology annotation, cellular component: COP9 signalosome. NCBI's taxonomy places the organism in Eukaryota, Metazoa, Arthropoda, Insecta, Diptera, Culicidae. The transcript has 3 exons. The coding region runs from base 1 to 564 and encodes 187 amino acids. The record is from RefSeq and is a predicted model, not a curated record. Gene Ontology annotation, biological process: COP9 signalosome assembly; protein deneddylation.
AUGCUGUCGGAAAAGAUAAGACAAUUAACCCUAGUACUAGAGAAACAUGAAUUAGAGGCACCGGGUGGAAUCGUAUCCAUUCAGCUGUAUUCGGAACUGUUCGCUGCCUAUCUUUACCAAAAUGAUCUUGCAAGUGCUCGGUUUUUAUGGAAACGGAUCCCGCAGAACAUGAAAACCGGGAAUGUGGAACUCGACCAGAUGUACAAAGUGUAUGUAGCGCUGUGGAACAACAAUACUGCAGGAUUCUAUAAGGCUAUCAAUCACGAUUGGUCCAAACACGUGUCGGAACUGAUGUUUGAGCUAAAAGAGAAAUUCCAACAGGAAACGAUCGCACUCAUCGGGCGAGCAUACAGUUCCAUCUUUGAAAAUGUGUUUGCCGAAAUGACCAACCAAACGCCGGACAUGAUUGAAGACACUUGCAAAUCGCUAAACUGGGAAAUCACGCCCGGCUCAUAUCCACGAUUAAUAAUACCGAAGCGAACCGUCGAUGAGAAACCAAUUGUAGUUAGCUCAGAAGCGCAAUUGCACAGAUUGACCGACUUUGUGUCCUUCCUCGAGAACUGA